Molecule: messenger RNA, 1777 nt
Organism: Amblyraja radiata (thorny skate)
Lineage: Eukaryota; Metazoa; Chordata; Chondrichthyes; Rajiformes; Rajidae
Product: zinc finger protein 850-like
Exons: 1
Biological process (GO): regulation of transcription by RNA polymerase II
Cellular component (GO): chromatin; transcription regulator complex; PcG protein complex
Molecular function (GO): DNA-binding transcription factor activity, RNA polymerase II-specific; RNA polymerase II cis-regulatory region sequence-specific DNA binding
Source: RefSeq, a predicted model, not a curated record
CGGUGAGCCCCCUCCCUCAUCUGCUCGGUGUGCGGGCUGAGCUUCGAGGAGCUGAGCUUCGAUGGAGGACCACAUGACGGGACACAACAAGGAGAAGCGUUAUGAGUGCGAUGUGUGUGACAAGGCCUACCAGAAGCCGAGCCGGCUGGAGGCCCACCGGCGGGUGCACACGGGAGAACGCCCCUUCGACUGCUCGGAGUGCAGCAUGAGCUUCACCCGCUACGACAAACUGCUGCAGCACAACCAUGUGCACUCCGUCGAGAGGCCCUUCACCUGCUCCGACUGCGGCAUGAGCUUCAAGACGACGAAUGACCUGAAGGCCCACUGGUGGCUGCACACGGGCGAGAAGCCCUAUUGCUGCAUCACCUGCGGCAAGAGCUUUGCCCGGAAGUCAGGGCUGGGGGAGCACCUACGGGUACACAGCAGUGAACGGCCCUUUACCUGCUCUGUCUGCGGCAAAGGCUUCAAGUCUUCCACGGACCUGAAGGGGCACAGACACGUGCACACCGGGGAGCGGCCCUUCACUUGCAGAGACUGCGGCAAGGGCUUCACCCGCUCCAGCAUGCUGCUGAAGCACCAGCAUACCCACAGCGACGAGCGCCCCUACAUCUGUGCCCAGUGUGGCCAGAGCUUCACCCGCUCCAACAACCUGCUGAGGCACCAGCGUACCCACACCGGGGAGCGCCCCUACAACUGCAGCGACUGCGGCAAGGGCUUCACCCGGUCCAGUCACCUGCUGGAGCACCAGCGCACCCACACCGGCGAGCGCCCCUUCACCUGCGCCCAGUGCGGCAAGGGCUUCACCUGGUCCAGUAACCUGCUGGAGCACCAGCGCACCCACACCGGCGAGCGCCCCUUCACCUGCGUCCAGUGCGGCAAGGACUUCACCCAGUCUAGUCAACUGCUGGAGCACCAGCGCAACCACAGCAGCGAGCGGCCCUACACCUGCGCCCAGUGCGGCAAGGGCUUCAAGACGACGAAUGACCUGAAGGCCCACUGGUGGCUGCACACGGGCGAGAAACCCUAUUGCUGCAUCAUCUGCGGCAAGAGCUUUGCCCGGAUGUCAGGGCUGGGGGAGCACCUGCGGGUACACAGCAGUGAACGGCCCUUUACCUGCUCUGUCUGCGGCAAAGGCUUCAAAUCUUCCACGGACCUGAAGGGGCACAGACACGUGCACACCGGGGAGCGGCCCUACACAUGCAGAGACUGCGGCAAGGACUUCACCCGCUCCAGCACGCUGCUGAAGCACCAGCAUACCCACAGCGACGAGCGCCCCUACAUCUGUGCCCAGUGUGGCCAGAGCUUCACCCGCUCCAGCAACCUGCUGAGGCACCAACGCACCCACACCGGGGAGCGCCCCUACAACUGCAGAGACUGCGGCAAGGGCUUCACCCGGUCCAGUCACCUGCUGGAGCACCAGCGCACCCACACCGGCGAGCGCCCCUUCACCUGCGCCCAGUGCGGCAAGGGCUUCACCCGGUCCAGUAGCCUGCUGGAGCACCAGCGCACCCACACCGGCGAGCGCCCCUUCACCUGCGUCCAGUGUGGCAAGGACUUCACCCGGUCUAGUCAACUGCUGGAGCACCAGCGCAACCACAGCAGCGAGCGGCCCUACACCUGCGCCCAGUGCGGCAAGGGCUUCACCCGUCCCUCCAAGCUGCUGUACCACCAGCGGGUGCACGCAGGCGACCGUCCCUACCCCAGCCCGGUGUGUGGAGAGCGCUUUGCCAUGACCUCCCAUGCCCUGUCUCACCAGCGCGUGCACACCAGUGGCCAG